Messenger RNA from Rhinolophus ferrumequinum (greater horseshoe bat), 2172 nucleotides. It is a transcript of the gene MARCHF3, whose product is annotated as membrane associated ring-CH-type finger 3. Bases 615 to 1376 code for a protein of 253 amino acids. NCBI's taxonomy places the organism in Eukaryota, Metazoa, Chordata, Mammalia, Chiroptera, Rhinolophidae. Gene Ontology annotation, biological process: protein ubiquitination. Gene Ontology annotation, molecular function: zinc ion binding; ubiquitin-protein transferase activity. The transcript is spliced from 5 exons. The record is from RefSeq and is a predicted model, not a curated record.
ACACAGACCUUCCUUUCUUGUCAAAGCUUCUGAGAGUUACCUUGGAGGAUGAGAGUAGAAGCAAAUCCAGGCCAGUAUGUAUAAAAGCCAGGUCGGGAGAACAAUCCUGAAGGGCCAUUCCCACGUAGGACGUGUGGGCCGCCUGCUAGGUGAGUGGGCAGAGCGCCAGAUAGAGGUGCAUUGCAAGGCUGCCCAGGGCUGGGGACAGGAUCCCUGAAGGGAGUGAGGGGCUUGGGGCCACCUGUGCAAACUGCAGAUACCAAAGAAUGGACUCCUGAAGGGGCCUGGGGCAUUGCAGCUCUGGACCUUGGAGAGAGGAGACAGAAGGGAGCCGAGUAAGCUGAGCUGGUUGGAGAGACUGGGCUAAUCAGCCAGCCACCCCACGAGAUGGCAGAGAGCAGGUGGGAGAUGUGAGGAAGUCUACACAGAGAGAAAGGAGACUCAGCUUUGCAGAAAUCACCAAGGACCUGAGUCCCUCAGCAGAGGGUCAGGUGGCUCUGCAAGUAAGCUCUGACUCAAAGCAGAGGGAAGAGAACUGGACACCAAGCAGUGGAGGAGAUGGAAAUCCUGUAUGAAUGUGGAAGCCAUUAGCAGAGUAAUUGCUGUCUGUUGCCAUGACAACCAGCCGCUGCAGUCACCUGCCCGAAGUGCUGCCCGACUGCACCAGCUCAGCUGCGCCGGUGGUGAAGACCGUGGAGGACUGUGGCAGCCUAGUGAAUGGGCAGCCACAGUAUGUCAUGCAAGUUUCGGCCAAGGACGGGCAGCUGCUGUCAACAGUAGUGCGGACUCUUGCCACCCAGAGCCCCUUCAAUGACCGGCCGAUGUGCAGGAUCUGCCAUGAGGGCAGCAGCCAAGAGGACUUGCUCUCUCCAUGUGAAUGUACGGGGACCUUGGGGACAAUUCAUCGGAGCUGCCUGGAGCACUGGCUGUCCUCCUCAAACACCAGCUACUGUGAACUCUGCCACUUCAGGUUUGCAGUCGAGCGCAAACCCAGGCCGUUAGUGGAGUGGCUCCGAAACCCAGGCCCUCAGCACGAGAAGCGGACUCUGUUCGGAGACAUGGUGUGCUUCUUGUUCAUAACCCCACUGGCCACCAUCUCAGGCUGGCUCUGCCUGCGGGGCGCCGUGGACCACCUGCACUUUAGUAGCCGGCUCGAGGCCGUCGGGCUCAUUGCACUCACUGUCGCACUCUUCACUAUUUACCUCUUUUGGACACUAGUGUCAUUUAGGUACCACUGUCGAUUGUACAACGAAUGGCGUCGGACCAAUCAAAGGGUGAUUCUCCUCAUUCCAAAGUCUGUCAACGUACCUUCUAACCAGCAGUCCUUGCUGGGCCUCCAUUCUGUCAAGAGGAACUCAAAGGAGACCAUUGUUUGACAUCUGUGUGGUUGGUUGGUUGAUUCGUUGUUUGGGUUCGGACGUUUCUGCACUGGGGCCAUGCACUGAGCCACCCCCAAACCGUUCCUGAAGCCCGUGGGUCUGAGAACAUUCAGAGCCGUGUUAGCUCAUCACCCUGAGCAACGAACUCUGCCAGAAGAAAGAAAAUGCUGUUGAACUUCAAAUUAUGGAUGCUGCAAUCAUAUGAUAUUUGCUAAGCUGCCAAACAUGUUCAUUUAGCAGAUACUGUAUGGAAUUUUCUUAACACCUCUUUAACAUACAAGGAAGGUUGUCCUGCCAAGGAUGCAAUUCAAUUCUUCCUUUUUUAUUACUAUUUCAAAUAUAUACAUAUAUAUAUAUAUACAUAUAUAUAUAUUAAACUUAGAUGAUAAUCAAAAUUGAAAAGCCAAUGUUAAAACUGGUUUCUUGGUUUGGAUGGAUUUUGUUUGGGUUACUCUAUUUGUUUCUGGUUUCUACUGUAGAUUCUUUGGGGUCAUUUGAUAGCUUGAGUGGUCUUUUUCAUCUCUUUCAUGUCCCUUACUCAAGGGGACAGCAUAACAGCUGCAGAACAAGUCAUCUUUGAAGGGUGUUUUGUACUAAACGUCAUUUAAUUAUUCAGAUUUUAAAGGGGGAAAAAAGGUAUGGCAGCUCUCCCCAUAGUGAGCUGUUUAUUUAAAUUUCAUUAAGGAGGAAAAAAAAAAUUAUGGUGAGACGCACGCUCCUUUCAACUUGUUUGGUACUGACAGCUGAUAGAAGCUAUUUUCUAAUAAUAAACAUCCAGUGUGUGAAAGACAAA